AUGAGUUCGCCACGACUAUCCACGCGGCCGCUUUCAUUAUCUGGUCCAAGGCCGUUACAGCUGGUUGAUGGCAACGUCCCAGCCAGUGCCUCACCUUCGACGUCUUCAUGUCCAUCCCCGACAAUAUCUGGGCUUUCUACGCCACCCCCGACUGCUCGCAGCAUCAAGGCAUCCCGCCGCCAGUCGUCCAUCUCGUACUUCCCGAGCGAUAACGCGCCGACAUGGGACCUGCGGUCACCAACGAUCGUCGCAGCGCCCUCGCUCAAGCGUAGUUUGUCUCUCGGUCCCAAGGCCAAUGGCACCCCAGGAGGAAAGGGCGACAGGCGCAGCCUGGGGUCGGUGGACGUGCAGUCGCCCAAGGCGGACAGAGGACCAUUGACACUGACCGAGAAGCACGCGGAUCUGCUGCAGUUCAUCGCCCAGAAGGAGUCCAAGUGUCUCGAGCUGCGCUCCCAGCUCGCGAUGCACGAGGCGGAGCUCGCCGAGCUCAAGCGCAAGUGGGAGCGCAUCGUCAGCCGAGGCAUGGACCGCAUGUCUAUGCCGUCCCCACUGACUUCGCCGAACGGCGGCGCACUCGAAGGAAUCAAGGAGGGCGUGCGUUUACUUGCUUCCGGCCUCGGCGACCUCUCCUCGCCGACUUCGGUUUCUGCGUCCCCUGCAUCCCCCGUGCCCGUGCAGGUACUGCCGGGGCUCGCGUCCGUGUCGCGCUCAACGAUGGGGCGCGUCCGCGGUCACACCAAUACGCAGAGUACGUCGUCCGUGUCCACUACAGGCACGUCGACCUCGUCGCACACGACCAGCACGCGGUUGUCGCAGUCGUCUGCGUCCUCCCUCGCGUUCGACGAGCCCCUGCUAGAGGUGGACGAGAAGCGCGAAGGGUCGCCGCAUGGCAGCGUGGAGGUCUCACCUUCGAGCGCGUUGCGCGCAGCUAAGCUGCAUCGGCGCAAGUCGCGCGAGCAGCCAUCUCCGCUGUGCUCGCCGUUGGCGGACACGUCUGCUACACUGGGUGCAGACUCGCCAAGAACGCGGGCUAUGAAGCGAUCAAGUCUCAAUCUGUCGUCGGGCCUGCCGCCUCCUGCGAUACCUGGCAUCGGAGUGUUAGCUGGGCAGCCCAUGUCCUCAUGGAUGGAGACCAUGGGCAGCAGUGUUGGACGCAAGUGGGAGGAGCUUCAGAAGGGAGAAACCUUCACGAAGAGUCAAAAACGCGCAUCGGUUAUCCUCUCGGACGUAUCGCAGACGUUCUUUUCUGCCCUCACCUCGCCAGGGCCCUCGUCAGGCACGUUUGUAUCCGUCUCCUCCAAUCCAUUCGCCGCUACGCUCUCCCCCCUCUCCACAUCGCCCUCUGCUUCCACGCCGCCUCCUAUGAUGGCAUCCUCCGCCAGUACACAUUCACUCUUAGACGAUGAUAGUGAGGCGCAAGGUCUUGGCAGCGUUAUGGUCCCCGACUCCAAGGGCUCCUCAAGCUCGACGAGUAGUCGCACACCAUCCGUAAACACGAAAGACCAGAGCGACGAUGAAUGGAACUGGUAG
Postia placenta MAD-698-R-SB12 is the source of this 1530-nucleotide messenger RNA. RefSeq lists its product as hypothetical. NCBI's taxonomy places the organism in Eukaryota, Fungi, Basidiomycota, Agaricomycetes, Polyporales, Adustoporiaceae. The record is from RefSeq and is a predicted model, not a curated record. The coding region runs from base 1 to 1530 and encodes 509 amino acids. The transcript has 3 exons.